Cooperia oncophora is the source of this 1383-nucleotide messenger RNA. The record is from the annotation of a GenBank genome assembly. NCBI's taxonomy places the organism in Eukaryota, Metazoa, Nematoda, Chromadorea, Rhabditida, Trichostrongylidae.
AUGGAUGCAUUUGUGUUGCGACGCGGUGUUGCACGCGAUCCAGUCGCUCGUCUGUCGUUAUUGGGCGCAGGUCUAGAACCGAUAGCGGACGAAGACCCACUGGUCACGGAAAACUCCCGUCGGUUUGAUCGCCCGAUUAUACGACGGAAGGAAGAGUCAGCACCUAAGGAGGAAGCCGAGGAAAAGAAUUCUGUUGUCGAUGCGUGUGAUCUUCUCGGAGCGAUUAUUCCAGAACAAACGAAAACACUUGCGCCGGGAAGGCUAUUUGCUGUCAGGGGCGGUCGUUUCAAUACUACUGAAGAUUUUGAGAAGUAUAAAGCAAGAACAACAAAUCAUAUGUCAUUGGAACUCAAGGAGCGUCUUGGGAUCCCCGUUGAAAAGCCCGCUUCCGAAGAAGAGCCAUCAAAACGUAAAGUAAUCGCUGAAACUCAGGAGGUGAAAAACGACGUUGAUAAAAUGGAACGACAUGCGCCAAAUGACAAUUUUGAGCCCCCAUCGCUCUUCAAGAAACCAGAGCUGGAGCAUUCCAUACGGCAUCGAGAAAGUUGUAGAAAAGAGGCCAGUGGUGCUAGUCAUGUACGGCAGGGUGACAAAAGUGUAGAAGGACGAUUUCAGCCCUCUAGUCAGGAACGACAGCAUUUUAAACGAAGCACUGAUGAGAGAGCAUCUUCUAGUUACCGGCGGUAUGAAGAGGCACGAGUUGCUCAAGGUCGUAAGCCUGAAGAGCGAUAUCGUUCGCAUCUUCAAAAGCCCAACCAAUCUGUCAAUAAAAGCUGUGAUGAAAAACUAUCAGCAGCUAAGGGCGGGCACGAUGUUGACCGUGACCACGCUACAUACAUGAGGCUUAUGAACAUUGGAAGAUCAUCUCAUCUGAUGUCCAAUCAACGUGAUAUGCUGGGACCUGAUGAAAUAAGGUCAGCAACACGCAAUCACGGACAUAUUGAGAAUAGUCGCCCAGUAUCGUCAGAUGAAAGAGCAGUAGGAUCAUCUGUCGAGCGACCACAUCGGAAUGAAAAGCAGAGUUCUAAUGAAAAGGUCUCAGCUGGCUUCUAUAAUCAUAAAGACAAGGUUGAUCAGGUACUGCAGAGCAACAAGAACGUUGAAGAACUUCAUGCGUCAUCUACCUUCAAGUCAAGUCCACCUGAUAAGCAAAACCUUGAUGGAAAAGCACCAAUGUCGUCACGUUAUGAAAGGCAUAGCCGUUACGAUGACGAGCAUCAGCGACAUGAUCGAAAUGGAAAUGAAGCAGGAAGUAAUGAUAAUGACAAAAGACCAUAUCUCACGGAUAGAAAGUAUCAUCCCAAUCAUUUACCAAAAACCAGCGAGUCGAUAACGAGCACGAACACUAAUUCUGAGCGAAGACUGAGAUUCGAGGAGUCUGAG